AUCAUGUGGGAAUAUUAUAGCAACAAGAAUAUCCUCCUGACGGGUGGCUCGGGAUUUUUGGGUACUGCCGUUAUACAUCGUUUGGUCUCCGAGGCGCACCCCCGACGCAUUUAUAUUCUAUGUCGGAACGGUGAGAGUCAGCUUUUACGCCGGUGGUACAGAGUUUUUUCAGCGUGUGAGAUCAAUCAUCUAUUGGCUUCGGAAAUCCUCACCGUCCUUGAGGGUGACAUUCAGAAGCCGAGGCUUGGGCUCACUCCUCAGAUGCUGACGACACUUGAGAGGGAGGUUGAUAUCAUCAUUCAUACAGCAUCAACUAUAAAUCUCAAAUACUCGCUAGUUCAGGUAUUUGACACUAUAAUUUCUCCCACCGAGUCACUGGCUCGAAUGGCGUUGCUCUUUGAAAAGCUCGAUCGGUUUGUUUACGUUUCGACCGCCUUUGCCAACUCUCAUCUCUACAAACUUGACACUGCCUCUGAGACGGAAGUGGAUGAAAAAGUUUACCCUCUUUUUGGAAGCUCCAAUAUGGCGGAAGAUGUGGGUACGCAGCGCGCCUUCGAAGAAAUCAAGCAACAUGGUAGCACAGCUGAGUUUCGGCUUCACGACUUUCCUUGGCCAUAUGCAUACGCCAAACACCUUGCAGAGCGGCUAGUAUUGGACCUUUUUACGAACGCGGGACAGACAGAAAAAGUCCUAAUUAUACGCCCCUCUGUGAUCGGACCGGCUGAACGAUAUCCCUAUCCUGGCUAUAGCGUUCCACUCUCAACACCGUCAACAGCUCUUGCAGCUGCGAUGAUUGCAACCCCCGCAUUUAGCAUCCUUGUUCCUACAAGAUGUCGCAAUCCAGAAAUAGGAGCUACCAUUGAUGAAGUUCCCGUCGAUGUUGUAGUUGAUAGACUACUUGCCCAUCUGGCUUACCAAACAACCGGCUGUGUGCAUGCAGUUGCCGGUGAGAGAGGACGCCUGAAUUUUAGACAGUUCUGGAAAGCCGCGAUGCGUUUGCGACGACUUCCAUGGAAUUGGACUGUGGUCUGGUCAUCUACGACUGAUUGGCAUUCUCCCUGGCUCCAUCCCGUGCUGCGUCUAUACGUGAUCUUAGGAACCACAUUCUUGUUUACCGAACGGAAGACGGAGGAGCUCUGCAAGCUACUGCAUCCCAAUGAGCGUGAUAACCUGGCUCUGUUCAAAAUUGCAGCACCUGAUUCAUACGAAUUGAUGUCAAGGAGGGAGCAUAUACGUCUUUUGAUCAAGAUGUUCGCCAGGACCACAUUUUGGCCAGCCUGGCUUCUAGUACGCCUAUGUCGUUGA
Messenger RNA from Penicillium macrosclerotiorum, 1305 nucleotides. RefSeq lists its product as uncharacterized. The transcript is spliced from 2 exons. The annotation marks the transcript as partial. Lineage: Eukaryota; Fungi; Ascomycota; Eurotiomycetes; Eurotiales; Aspergillaceae. Gene Ontology annotation, cellular component: peroxisome. Gene Ontology annotation, molecular function: alcohol-forming very long-chain fatty acyl-CoA reductase (NADP+) activity. The record is from RefSeq and is a predicted model, not a curated record. Gene Ontology annotation, biological process: long-chain fatty-acyl-CoA metabolic process.